Messenger RNA from Manduca sexta (tobacco hornworm), 751 nucleotides. RefSeq lists its product as uncharacterized. The transcript is spliced from 3 exons. The coding region runs from base 86 to 523 and encodes 145 amino acids. The record is from RefSeq and is a predicted model, not a curated record. Lineage: Eukaryota; Metazoa; Arthropoda; Insecta; Lepidoptera; Sphingidae.
CCGCAAGCCGCGGACUCAGUUGCAAGACCGCGCGGCUUUCAAGUGCUCGUUAAUUUUUUUUUAUUUUUUCUCUCCCCCCCUCAAAAUGAAGUAUUUGGUCGUGGUGGCUGUAUUCGCUCUCGCCUUCGCCGCUGAGGAAAAAGAAGACAUCCCAAAAACAUACAAGAGGCUUAUCCCCGCUGAUGUGUUGAGAGAUUUCCCCGGAACCUGCUUCGCAUCCACCCGCUGCGCGACCGUUGAGCCCGGCAAUACCUGGGAGCUGUCCCCCUUCUGCGGCCGCAGCACUUGCGUCCUGAGUGAGGACCAGCCCCCCAGGCUGUUGGAACUGGUUGAGGACUGCGGACCCCUGCCGCUCGCCAACCCUAAAUGCAAGCUCGACACUGACAAGACCAACAAAACCGCGCCUUUCCCUGGUUGCUGUCCCAUCUUUACCUGUGAGGAGGGAGCCAAACUAGAGUACCCCGAGCUCCCAACCCCCCCACCAGAAGGCGAGAAAGCCGAGGAGAAGCCUAAAAAAGCCUAAAAACUAGGCAACCCCUAGUGGUCAAAAAAUUGGUCUCAAAAUCAAUACCAAAUUCAAAAAACAGUUUGAACUCUAGUUAACGAGCAAAGUUGACUGCAAAAAUAUAUUAUUUUUAUUUUUGUGAUUUUUUAGAAUAUCGGCUUUUUUACUUGAAUACCUGCCUAAUUAUAAUGUUUGUGAUAUACAUAAAUAGAAAAGUUAUUCAAUAAAAAAUACAAAAUUUCUAAA